Messenger RNA from Diuraphis noxia (Russian wheat aphid), 1918 nucleotides. RefSeq lists its product as uncharacterized. Lineage: Eukaryota; Metazoa; Arthropoda; Insecta; Hemiptera; Aphididae. The record is from RefSeq and is a predicted model, not a curated record. Gene Ontology annotation, cellular component: nucleus; chromosome, centromeric region. Gene Ontology annotation, biological process: meiotic chromosome segregation.
UUGAUUGACGAAACGAUUACACAUUGCACUUUUACGACAUUAUUCACGUUUCACUCAAAAAGUCGUCGGUAUGAAGUUUUUUUUGUUCGUUGUAAUAGAAAAAAUUAGACAUAAUAUCUUUAUCUAACCUUCGACUGACCGGCCGUCAUAUACGUACUCAUUGUCUGUACAGAUUACAGACUACAGAAUACAGACUACAGAUUACAGACUACAUUGUACAGACUACAGAAUAASUACGACAGUUCAGCGGUCGAACCGGCCAUUUUCUAUAAYCCUUUUAAAAGUCGGUCAAUUUUUAUAACUAGAUCAUUCGGCUGUCCUACAGUUUUCGCCAUCGUCGUUUGCCAUUCGAGCAUUCUUUGUCAACUCGCGGGUCCAAAAUAAAUUUAAUUUGGAUAUUGAAGAUUAAUUCAAGAUGGCACCUAAAUCAAUAUUGGUUCAAAAUCGAAAGAAGUCUUCUAAGAAUAACAUCUAUAUCAAAAAACUUAAUCAAGCUUUGGCAAUCAAUAAUAGUUUACGUAAGCGUAUUGAUGAGUUAUCAGAGCAAAAUAAACAAUUAUCAACCACUAGGAAUAACUUAUCAUUGGAGAAAUUGUCGUUACAAACUGAAAAUAACUCUAUUAGAAAUUCUAAUAUUCAACUGACUGCAAUGCAUCAUAUAAUGAAUAAAAAAAUUUGUGCAUUAGAACAAACUAUUCAAAGCUGUAUACCUGCAUUAGUAACUAUGUCGCAAUGUAUCCCAUCUAUGUUAGAAAAUGUACACGAAAUGAGUAAGUUUGAAAUCAAAGACUUUAACAAGGAAAAGAAAGAAAAACAAACAAAAACUGUCAGACCUAUGAUUAAUGGUCAUACCAUCACUCAACCAGCUGUUUCAAUUAGAAGAUUUGAUAUGUCACCUAUCAUUGAAAGUCCUAGAAAUCCUAGUACUGAACAAACACGGCAUAGUACUGAACAAACGCGGCAUAGUACUGAACAAACGCGGCAUAGUACUGAACAAACGCGGCAUAGUACUGAACAAACGCGGCAUAGUACUGAUCAAACGCGGCAUAGUACUGAAGAAACACGACAUACUACUGAACAAAUGCGGCUUAGUACUGAACAAACGCGGCUUAGUACUGAAGAAACGCGGCAUACUAUUGAACAACCACAGCUUAGUACUGAACAAGCACGGCAUAGUACUGAACAACCACGGCAUAGUACUGAAAUAGCGCGUCAUAGUACGGAACUAGCGCGGCGUAGUACUGAACUAACUCCAAAAAGACCAAGAAAACUAAGUUAUCGAAGUUCACCACAAUGCAAACUUAAUAUGGAACCAUAUGUAAGAUUAAAAGAUGUUGCAGCCAUGUUAAAAAACUCCAAAGCUGUUCCUAAUGAAGAAGGUCCUCAACGUCGACUAAAUGAAAGUUUAGGUGAAGGUCCUAGUUGGUUGCAUACUCCAGAAAAUCAAACACAAAUUUCUAACAACAGUACUGAUGUAAUAGAAAGUGUUCAAAGUACUCCUAGUUCAACGACAGUCAAUGAAGUUCAAGCUGAUGUGACAACAAUUGCUUCUACUUCAACUGGUAAUAUGGAUAAUACAUUUGGCGGAACUGAAGAACAUCGCAGUGAUUUGAUAUCUUCUAUCGAUUCAAGUUUGAUGAGAAACGUAACAUGCCGAAAACGUACUAUACGAUCAAGUGAAUCAAGCAGUUCGUCAGAUAUUGACGAUUCAACUUCUUCAUCAAGACCUAGUAGAUCUGCCAAAAAGAAUAUCAAUUAUAAAGAAAAGAGCCUGGGCGGUAAACUUAGAAGAUAAUUAUUUUAAGUAUCAUAAAACCUAUUAAGAAAUUGUUUAUGACAUUUAAUUGUGUGUAUUAUACUAUUAAAUGUAAUUUUUCAUUUUUUCAUUAUUAGUCAACAUCAGAUAUUUUAAAACUAA